Messenger RNA from Scleropages formosus (Asian bonytongue), 1147 nucleotides. RefSeq names its product ISY1 splicing factor homolog (gene isy1). The record is from RefSeq and is a predicted model, not a curated record. The coding region runs from base 82 to 942 and encodes 286 amino acids. The transcript has 11 exons. Lineage: Eukaryota; Metazoa; Chordata; Actinopteri; Osteoglossiformes; Osteoglossidae. Gene Ontology annotation, biological process: generation of catalytic spliceosome for second transesterification step.
UUCUGCGGCGUGCAGCGCUCUCCGGCCAACUGAGGACGGGGAAAAAAAAGUUCCUUUUUCAGUGACUGAAAAGCUGCAAAUAUGGCUCGAAAUGCAGAGAAGGCCAUGACGGCCUUGGCCCGGUUUCGUCAAGCCCAGUUGGAGGAGGGAAAAGUCAAGGAGCGAAGACCAUUUCUUGCUUCAGAGUGCAACGAAUUGCCAAAGGCAGAGAAGUGGCGGCGACAGAUCAUCAGUGAAAUUUCCAAGAAGGUUGCACAAAUUCAAAACGCUGGUUUGGGUGAAUUUAAGAUACGCGACUUGAACGAUGAGAUCAACAAGCUGCUUCGAGAGAAAGGGCACUGGGAGGUCCGGAUCAAGGAGCUUGGUGGUCCGGACUAUGGGAGACUUGGACCAAAGAUGCUUGACCAUGAAGGCAAGGAGGUACCUGGAAACAGAGGGUAUAAGUAUUUUGGUGCUGCCAAAGACCUACCUGGCGUGAGAGAGCUGUUUGAGAAAGAGCCAAUUCCACCCCCGAGAAAGACUCGAGCUGAGCUCAUGAAGGAGAUUGAUGCUGAGUACUAUGGCUACAGAGACGAGGACGACGGAGUUUUGGUACCACUGGAGCAGGAGUACGAGAAACAGUUCAUAGCAGAGGCUGUUGCAAAGUGGAAAGCAGAGAAAGAGGCCCGUCUGACAGGCAGCGGAGGACCUGGGGAAAAGGAAGAGGAUGAAGAAGAUUACAUUUAUGCUGUUAGGGAUGAUGAGCACUCAGAUGAAGAGAUGAGAGAUCAGCUGGAGGGUGAGGAGGGAUCACAGGCUUUCAUUGCCCAUGUCCCUGUUCCUUCACAGAAAGAGAUUGAGGAGGCCCUGGUCAGAAGAAAAAAGAUGGAGUUGCUACAAAAAUAUGCCAGUGAGACACUAAUGGCUCAAAGUGAAGAAGCCAAAACACUUCUUGGGUUAUAGGAUCUUCUUGAUGUGUGGCAUAGGGAUUAAUAGAUUUGUAAAUACAGUAUGUCUGUAUGCAUCACGUGUUGAUAGUCCAAGUGACAGACAUUUGCCUUUUUCGACAAGUGAGCUUGUUUGUUAAAUCUCCUUCUUGAAAUUAAAUUUGUACAGUUUUGGAUAAACUGACCUGUUGGUCACAUUUAACAGAAAAUAAUUGUAAAUA